Messenger RNA from Peronospora matthiolae, 2520 nucleotides. The record is from the annotation of a GenBank genome assembly. NCBI's taxonomy places the organism in Eukaryota, Oomycota, Peronosporomycetes, Peronosporales, Peronosporaceae.
AUGGCGGACACGGACGUGUGCUCGAGGGACAAUGGCGUCGGGCAGAAGAAGCGCCGCGAGACGCUGUCGGGAAGUGAUUCCGUACUUAAGAAGAUCAAACUGGAGAACGGGACGCCGCUCGAGGCAAACCCUAACACAAUUGAGGCCAUUCGCGAGAAGAAUAAGGCUCUGGGCAUCGAUAUCAAGGAGAAGAACCGCCGAGUCGCGUACUUGACCAAGAAAUGCGAGACGUUGUAUCGCUCGCGAGAGAUCACGAGCGCGUCCUUCUGCUGCGUGAGGAGACAGUGGCUCCAGCUCCAGGACGAGCUCUUGGCCACACUAAAAACAGUAGACCCUUGUGCUGUAUCGGAUGAGACGUGCAAGGAAGCCUGGCAUGCAGCAUUAGAAGCUGUGGAUGACUUUGGACAGGUCCGUGUCCAUCCAGAAGACCUCCUGUUACAUCUGCCAGAGUGGUUUAGUAUUGUACCUAGAGACGGAGAGACAGCAGAGCCGGAUGCUGAUGCGUUGUUGCCGAUGGACGACGUUGCAGACGAUGGCACGUUGAUUAAAACACACGGCCGGUCAAUUGUGGAAACGAAACUGCAUGCUCAGCUCGGGCAAAAAAGUGAAAAGAUGAAGGAGUUGUUACGGAAGCUGCUCGCAGUGGCGGCGGAUUGUGCGGAAAGUAAGGCCAAGUCGAUUGAAUAUGCACACAUUCUGCAAGCAAAACGAGCCGCGGUCGCGGAAACGCUCGAUCUCAAGGGCCGGCUACAUACGUGCAAAACGCGAAUAACUGAACUCGAACGUGAUGUUGAGAUCAAGGAAAUUGAACGUCAUCGAGCUUGUCGAGAUUACGACCGCCUGAGUGCAUACGUUGAGCAAAGUGGUGACGUCAAAGCGGAUGAUGUCAGUGAGAGUGAUAGCAAAAGCAAAGAUGUUGUAGAUACUGAGCAGUCUUGCGCUACAACGACAUCGAGGUCACCGAAUUCUGAGACUGCGCAACAAGAAGCUAUUGCAAAAAAAGAGAUGGAACACGCUACAGUUGUUACAACGAUGAGGGAGAAUAUGGGAAUUUUGAGCACUAAGUUGUACCAAGAGCGUCAAAAACUUGAAUUGAUGCGACGAGAGCUGGAGAAGUUCAAGGCAAUGGAAGUGGCGUGGAAAAAUGACGAGGCUGUUUUAGUACAAGCUCAUAAAGAAACAAUCAAGCAGCUUCAAGAUGAGAAGGCGCACGCUGACGAAGAAUACAACGAACUUUUGCAUAAAUCAAAGGAUCUGGAGCAUCAUAUGACGGAUAAAUGGGAAAAGAAAAUAUCCAAAAUUCAGGCAGAAAUGAGCAAAACAAAGUCGCAAAUGGAUGAGCUGAAUCUGAAGAAUGUAUCUCUUCGAGAGAAGAUCUCCAACGCAUCGACCUACAGAGAUCAGCUGUCGGAAGUAAAGCCAGAAUUGGAGUCAUGCAAGCGUGAAAACGUAAAGCUGAAAGCACAAAUCGAGCGUGAACAAAACCGGGCAGAUCGAGCGCAAGUUUCGGCAGACAAUCGUGAAAUCCAGACACUAACGCAAAAGGUAUCUCUGUUGACGAAGGAAAAGCUGGAUUUGCACCAGACUUUCGACAUGCUGAAAAACGCUGAAAUGAAAGGUGCGGAUGAGAAGCUGUCCGACGCUUUCCAGCGAUUAUCGGAAGUGGAGAAUAAGCUUGAAAAAGAGAGGCAAGAGCACCACGAUUGUAGAACGGAACGAGAAAUACUGCGUGCUGGGAUUGAGGAUUUGAAGACUUCCAGUGAAGCGUCACGAGAAGAAAAUGACGCCUUGCUAUUGGAGAUCGAUACGAUCUCAAAAGAAGUCAAUUCGUUGCGCCACGGUCGGAAGAAGUAUAUUCAGCAGAUUGAAGAGAAGCGCAAGGCGAAUAAGAAGCUUCACACGCUGCUUGCAAGGGAGGAGCAAGCCAAAGCGCACUGCUUCGAAGAGUUGGCUGCUGUUCGGCUGCAGGUCUCAUCUCUGAGCACCGUACACAAACAUCAGAAGACUUUCAUCGAGUCAUCCAAGGAGUCCUUGGAAGCAAAAGAGGCGGAGCUCGAGAAGAUGAAAGAAUACGUGGAGACGCUUGAGACAGAGCGUGAGGCUUCAGAUGCUGAAAAGCGCAAGGUGCUGCGAGAUGCCGAAGUAUCGAAAAAGGUUUGCGAGGCAGUAGAGAGGUCACAGCGCGAGCAGCGACUGCUGCAGGAAAGGCAGAAGUCGUGUGAGAACUGCACGGUACUCCGCAAGAAGAUGGAGGACGUUGAACGGGAGCUGCAACAUUUCAAAUCGGCGACUUGUACGGGUGAGCUCACGGAUCUAGAGCGGUUCGAGCUCCGCGACUUGCAGAAGCUCGUGAAUUGCUCCGUCUGUCAGGACCGGCGCAAGGACGUGAUUAUCUCCAAGUGUUUCCACAUGUUCUGCAAGGACUGCAUUGACACGAAUCUCAAGGCGCGCAACCGCAAGUGUCCCACAUGCAAAAAGAUGUUUGGUCAGGACGACGUUAAGACCGUCUGGUUCACAUAG